CAAAAUAUCGUCUAGUGGGUGGACUGUCUGAUUUCUAUUCACCUAAUUUGACUCUCUGUCUCUCUUCCUACUCUGCAAGCUGCACAAAAAUGGCUUUGCAUGGUACAGUCAAUAACCAGCAGUGUCAGAUUCACCGUCUAAAUCUCUUUCAUCGAACCCAAAUUCAGCUCCGAAAUCUCUAUUUCAACAUCCCAAUCUCGCAGUCUCGAGGCUUCUCCCUUCGUUCUCGCUCGAUUUCACAUCCUCUGUUGUUGCGCAGAUGUGUAUCGGAGAAGAUUUCGGGUUCUUUCGAUUCGGAUUCGGGUCGAAAUUAUGCAUCCGGACCACCGCAGAUCCCUCAACAAAAUAAUGUUUCUUUUGUGGAGGUCCUGAAGAAAUCAAAUUCUUUCCUGCCACAUGUAACCCUUGCUAGUACGCUGUUGGCUCUUGUCUUUCCACCUUCUUUCACAUGGUUUACCAACAGGUACUAUGCACCUGCCUUGGGGUUUUUGAUGUUUGCAGUUGGGGUUAAUUCCAGCGAAAAGGAUUUCCUCGAAGCUUUCAAGAGACCAACAGCUAUUCUUGCUGGUUAUAUGGGCCAAUUUCUUGUCAAGCCGCUUCUUGGAUAUAUUUUUGGCAUUAUCUCAGUAGCAAUAUUUGGUCUUCCAACUCCAGUAGGUGCUGGAAUUAUGUUGGUAUCUUGUGUUAGCGGCGCCCAGCUCUCAAAUUAUGCUACUUUUCUGACGGACCCGCCAAUGGCUCCUCUAAGCAUUGUCAUGACAUCACUGUCUACUGCUACUGCAGUAUUUAUCACACCACUCUUAUCACUCUUGCUCAUCGGAAAGAGACUGCCUGUUGAUGUAAACGGAAUGGUGUCCAGCAUUCUGCAGAUAGUAGUUACACCAGUUGCUGCAGGCUUGCUUUUGAACCGGUUCUUUCCCCGAAUAUGUGAUGCUAUUCGGCCAUUUUUGCCUCCGUUAUCUGUAUUAGUUACAGCUUGCUGUGUUGGAGCACCACUUGCCAUUAACAUUGAGUCUGUUAUGUCUCCUUUUGGACUAACCAUUUUAUUGCUUAUUACCGCAUUUCAUUUGACCGCUUUUGUAGCUGGGUAUUUCCUUACUGGCAUGGUCUUUCAUAAGACACCUGAUGUCAAAGCACUACAAAGAACACUAUCCUAUGAGACAGGAAUGCAAAGCAGUCUUCUGGCCCUUGCCCUUGCAAACAGAUUUUUCCAAGAUCCACUUGUUGGAGUGCCUCCGGCCAUCUCUGUGAGUCAAUGUCUUGGCUUAAAAACCUUUGUUUUUUUCUUUUCACUAAUUCAUUAUUGGCUAAGAUGACUUGGAACUCUUCUACAGUUUGGAGAGAUCAUUGUUUCAAAUUUACAUAUUGCUUUGUUCCAAGCAAUACGCACACAUUUUGUCUUUCACCCUGCUAAUGUCUUUCAAUAUGCACACAUAUUGACCCCAAAAAGAUAAGGUUACUUUGUGUUUUGUUGCACCGGGUGUAUUAUUUACAUGUUCACUGUUUUUAACUGUGAUCUGCAGACUGUAAUCAUGUCUUUGAUGGGCUUCUCUCUUGUUAUGGUUUGGGCCAAAAGGAAAGAAUAACUAGACAAAAUAGAUCUCAAAUUCUUUGAAGUUGGCUCAGUGGUUCUUGAUGGCUUGCAUAUUAAUGAAGUGCACUCAAGCAUGAU
Messenger RNA from Prunus avium (sweet cherry), 1672 nucleotides. Lineage: Eukaryota; Viridiplantae; Streptophyta; Magnoliopsida; Rosales; Rosaceae. The record is from RefSeq and is a predicted model, not a curated record.